Macrobrachium nipponense is the source of this 6655-nucleotide messenger RNA. RefSeq lists its product as uncharacterized. Gene Ontology annotation, biological process: establishment of mitotic spindle orientation; chromosome segregation; positive regulation of DNA-templated transcription. Gene Ontology annotation, molecular function: transcription cis-regulatory region binding; gamma-tubulin binding; calmodulin binding. Gene Ontology annotation, cellular component: mitotic spindle pole; pericentriolar material; microtubule organizing center. NCBI's taxonomy places the organism in Eukaryota, Metazoa, Arthropoda, Malacostraca, Decapoda, Palaemonidae. The record is from RefSeq and is a predicted model, not a curated record.
UGGCAGGGAUUUCAAAGGCAGGCAGAGAGCGGUCUGUUUACAAAUAAUGGUUCAAACUCUAAGUUGGUGUUGACGCGAUUAUUUUCGUUUUUACCCCGUGAUACGUUCGUCCUAGUAACUUUUGCCAUGGCUUCCCCGAAAGACAGGAGCCCGGCGAUCGACAGGAUCAGUUUCAGCGACCUGAUGCAUCGGCUGUCGAUCAGCGAAAAGGAAUUUAAUAACGCCUCCAUGGCCGACCUGGAGGAGUUCUUGCGGGUGGAGGAACUCAAAGUCAGGAACUGCGGCAGAGAACUGUCAGCGAAUCACGUUAGCCAUGAGCAGGAGCUGCCCGGACGAAAGACCUUGUAUCUCAGUGCCCCUAAGUUCGGAAGUCCUGCGCAGCUUCAGGAUGUUAAUAGCCUGGAUUCCUCGGCAGGGAGCAGCUCCAUCCCCUUCUCCUUCGGCCUCCGGUCCCCUGGGAAAGUGUCACCAUUACGAGGGCGAACCAUGAAGGAAUACGAGGAGCAGCUGGGCAAUUUGAAAAAGGAGAACUUCUCCCUGAAGCUGCGUAUCUACUUCCUUGAGGAGAAGAUGGGUCAGAAGUAUGAUAAGGAAGAUAAGGAGGGAUUAUACAAGACCAACAUUGAACUCAAGGUUGAAGCAGAGGCACUGAAGCGUGAAUUAUGUGAAAAGCAAGAUUUGGUCAGACAGGCGUCGACGGCGCUGACAGGAUUAGAACAGCAGUAUCAGGAUAAGGUGGCCCAGAUGAAAGUCAUUCAUGAACAAGAAAAGGAUGAACUACAAGACAAAAUUGAACAACUGCAGAAGAAUGUGAAUGAAUAUGCUGAACGAGUGCGAGAGGGUGGAAGCCAGCUGGGAGAGUUGACCCAACUUUGUGGGUUAGCCUUCAGUACUGGAACGGAAGAGGAGGAUCCCUCUGGGUUAGGAGGGUCAUCCCAAGACACCAUGAGUCUUCCUCUCCAGUUCCCAAAACCUAGCAACAGCUUUUUGUCACCAUCCCCCAUGCAAGGAUUGUUCAGUAUGCCAACACUCCCAUCACCACGCAGUGGUUCUAGUAGAAAUUCACAACUACUUCCUCUUGAUGCCGAGGCUACUAAGGAUACAAGUGAUACAGAAAACACUCAACAAAGAGUGGCAUCUCUGCAAGCUAAGGUGGCAGAGCUGCAAGAAAGAGUAACGGAACUGGAAGGUGAAUUAGCUGCCAAAGAAGAAACUAACAACGCACUAAAAGGAGACCUUGCCAACUUAGAGAAAGAGUUGGUAGAAAAACUAGAGAAAAUUGGAGAAUUAGAAGCGGAGGUGUCAGAGAAAGACAUGAAAAUAGAUGAUGUAAUGCAGGAACUGGAAACCAGACACAUGGAGAUAAAAGCUAAGGAUGAUGAAAUAGAAACAUUAACUCAAGGUUUAAUUAAGGCUGAGCCAGAAAUUGAGGUGAAGGUACAAGAGAUAGUAGAGCGAGAUCGAAUCAUUGAGGAGAAAAUUGAACAAAUAGAACAGCAAAAUAAGAUCUUAGUUGAAAUUCAAAUUACACUUGAUGAAAAACAAAAGCAGAUUGCAGAUAUGGAACACAAAAUUUCUGAAUCUUCAGAGAAAAUAAAGAAACUCACCGAAGAACAAGAAAAGUCCUUAAAGGUUAUCCAGGCAUUUGCAGAAGAAGUGGAAGCAAGAGAUAAAGAAAUAGCCACUCUGAAAAAGGAAGUGAAACGCAAGGAGAAGAAGAUUCGGGAUUUAGUUGCCGAACUAAAGGAGGCUUUAGAUAUGUUGAACAAAGCCAAGUGGGAAGCAGAAACUAGUGGUGGUGAAGAUGGAGUGAAAGAAAUGGCAGAGGAGGAAAAUGAGCGUUUGUGGGCAGAAUUAGAAUCAAGGAAGAAUGAGGUUUUGGCACUGCGAGCAGACCACAAGCAUGCGCUUUCAGAAGCUGAAGCUAGAAUUAAAAACCUUCAAGAUAAAUUAGAUGAAAUGGCCAAAUCCCUUGAAGCAGAAAAAGAGAAGCGUACCAAAGAUGUAGAAGAGCGUGAAGCCCGUCUCCAAGAACAGGCUCAGCAAGUUGCUCGCCUAGAAGUGCAACUGCAAGCACUGCAUGGUGAUGUAACAAAUAGGGAGGGCCAGCUUCGUUCCAACCAAGAUCUUGUGCAAGAACUGAAGGAUGAACUUGCCUCUGCUAAAGAGAUGUUGAAGGAAAAGAAGGCAGAGUUAGAGGGUCUACAAGAUGAGCUCAGGAAAAAGAAUGCAGACAUGCAGGAUCUGGUCAACCAUGAAUUAUGGGAAAGAAACAAAGAGGUUGAAAAACUCCAAGAAAAGCUCACUGCACUGACAGCUGAUCGUCAGCAACAAGUUGAAUCACUGAAAGGUGAAUUAGAAACCAAAAAUAAUGAAGUCAGAAACUUGAAAACUAGGCUGGGUGUUGAGGAAAAUGAAGUAGUUGCAGCCAACCCCAAAGUGAUUUGGACUUAUCCAAACACCACCCAGGCUGGCACGGUUCCAACAGGUGAUCAUUCAAAGAAUGCAACUCACUUGACUGUAAUUGCAAACUCAGGGGGUGCUGAUGUUGUUAACGUUAGUCGACCAUUACAUGUUAAUCUUGCUGAUGAUAGUUAUGCAUCAAUGCAAAUGCUUUAUCAAGAAAUGAGUAAAAUCAGGAGUGAGGCACAGGCACUGCGGUUGGAAAGGACAAUUCUGAAUGAUAAACUUUCACACCUUCAGCAAUGGCAUGAGCAAAUUAGCAAAACAACUGAUGCAGCUAAAGCUAAUGAGCUGCAUGAACAAAUAAAUAGUGUAAGAAAACAGUUAGAAGAAAGUAAAGAAGAAAAUAUUCAAAAAGAACAGAAGCACGGGGAAGUUGUUUGUGACUUCCAGGCCCAAGUACAAACGCUACGUAAUGAGCUUCACAAUGCUAAGAAAAAGAUCAAUAAACAGCUAACUGAAGUCAGUGUUCGAAAAUAUCAUGAAACUCUGAAGAGGCAUAAGCAAGAAAUUGCAUCACUCAGAAAGCGACUAGCAGACUCCCACAAUGCCUGUGAUCUUCUUAGAACUAGACUUGAAGAACUUGCAGACUUCUUAGAAAGGAUUCUAGAAAUGGACGAGAAAGGUUUGAUCAAUUUGAGUCAGCUGUCACCCAAACAACUGGCAUCACUGCACAAAACACUGAAUGAGUCGAGAGCACUUUCUCGAUCCUUAUCACAAUCUUUGAUGAUUGGUAUGGAAACUAUUGACCAUGGUGAUGAUACUCUCUUAUCCAGUUCUGUAAGUUCAGUGUCAUCUUGGAGUUUACACAGGGAAGACAGCCUCUCUGAAACACAUGACCCAUUGGGAACAAGUAGUCAUGAGGCUAUAGCAAGUCUUCCUGAAGACAGCAUUUUACCUCCAGAAGACUCUCAUGAUCCGGCAGUGCAAGCUUUAGCCACCCAACUAAACAGCCAGAUAGAUCAAAAGACAAGGGAAAUUGAUGCCAUAGCUGAAAAUGUUUGUGCUCUUAGUGAACAGUUAGCAGAGAGAACGAGGCAGGUUGAACAGCAAGCAGGUGUUAUUGGCGAACUUAGGGGACAGGUUGGUCGAUUGCAAGAUGAAGUUCGUAGCAGGGAUCUCCAGCUUAUGGCAUCUCGUGCUGAUCCUGAUCAAGGAAGUGUACAAAGUAAUCUACAUGGAUCUUGGCACAGCAGUAGCAAUCCUCUUGCAGCAUCUUCCCAAAGCACCGUUCAUGCAUCAUCCCCUCAAACUACCGUACGUGCUCAUGACUCCAGUAGUCAAGAACGUCUGCGUAAAUCCCCGAGCACGUGUUCUGACACUUUACCUCCGCCUCCUCUUCACCUCCUACAGGACAGUGAGUGUGAAGAUAUACCUCCAGGUAUUAGGGAAAUGGAGAUUUGUCACACUUCUGACCGAAGUAGUUUAAGCGCUGUUAAAAGUGCAUAUUCAACUGAUGCUGCUAUCAAGGCAUACAGUGGCCACCCUGGUUAUUUCCAGCAACUCACAACACCUAGUGAACGCAGUCGUUUAGAUCGACGUAGGUCGUGGGGAGAGAGCGGAAAUGCAGCCGCAGGAAGUGUUAUACCUGAACAGCCGUGGGCUCCAGUGUCACCUUCAGAAAGUGAAGCUUGGAGUGAACCUGAUAGAAAUGUGUCCCUUGCAAGAAUAGGGCUUGAUGCGUGUACUCUUGGAGGAGCACCAGACAGAGCAUUAUCCAGAUCUAGACAGCAAAGGGCAUCUGCAAUUACUUCAGAAUCUGAUGGUGAUGCAGCACAAGAUGAUACAACUACAUGUACUGUUAAUCCAUCUUCUACACCUGGAAAAACACCAAAGAGACGUUCCGAUAUUGCAGAGUUGCGCAGAGUGUCUACUAAACUACGUGCUGUGGAACAGUUAAAUGAUACACUAAGAGCAGAGUUGAAUAUUUAUCAGACUUUAAGCCAACAAAUGGCACCCCAAAAUAAUGAUCAACAUCAGAGACCGAAGACAAGUGAUAAGAGCGUUGAAACCUAUAAAGGCCAGACAGUCGAUGCGUCUGUAGGAGCAGAAGAUUCUCCGGGAGCUGCACCAUCACCUGUGUUUACUAUACCAGCACCUUUGAUGGAAGAAAUCCGUGCAUUGCGUUUGAAGCUAGAGGAAGCCAUAUCUAACAAUGAUCACCUCAGAGACCAGUUGGAGGCUGCUUUGACAGCUCAUCCUCAGGACGAAGCACGAUUCCAUCAUCUUACAGCUGCUCUACAGACUGCCCAAGAGGAAGUACGUGAUGCCAGAGAUCGCUUGCAAGGAUCACAAGAAAUCAUCCAUGAACAGCAAGAGCAGUGCAACAGACUUCAACAGAGGGUUCAGGGUUACGAAGUCCAAGUGACAGAAUUGCAUCAGCAACUAGAAGACACAAGGAAAGAUGCUGCAGUUGCUAAAUUAGAUCUCAGCAAUGCCCAACAAAUAAUCAAGGAAAGGGACAGUGUAAUUCAGCAGUGCAAUUCUCAGAUUUCAGAAAAUGAACAGAUUAUAAAAGAGUAUAUAGAAAAGGUGUUCACUUUAGAAAGAACUAUUGCUAAGAAUCCAGACAAUGACAGUCGAGUGAAAGAACUUGAGUUGGAGUUACAAAAGCAAGAAGCUCGUUUACUUCAGGUGAAUAAAGAGCGUUUGUCAUUGGUUGGAGAGCGCGCUAGUCUUCAAGCCAAACUUGCGUCUGUAUCCACGCAAGCACGGUUACUACAGGAUGACCAACAAGAUGAUGAAGGUGUAGACAAAGAGAGACUUUCUUUACACAUCACGGUUACUUCCCUACAAGAAGAGCUGCAGAAGCUGGAGAGUGAAAAUCAAGAGUUAAAGAGACAGCUAGAGAAGUUCCACAUAAGGCAUGAUCUCAUGAAGUCUAGUCAGACCAAUACCUCCAUUCAAGAUGUGGAACAAGAUAAAGUGAGGUUACAGGAUGAUUAUGCAGCUUUGCAACAAGCUUUUGUUGAACUCCAGUUAAAAUCAAAACAGCAAGAGCAACAAUUAUCAUCAUUGGUGGAGAAACAGAGGUUAGAAGACACUUCGAAUGUUUGCUUAAUGGAACAGAAGACACUAGUUAAGCAGUUAACAGCACAACUGGAAUCUGAACGCUGUCUUACAAGUAACCUACAGCUACGGUUAGAUACUCUCAGAGCCGCUGCAUCACCAUCAGUUUCCCAUGCAGAGGAUUGUGACCUGGCAUCUCCAGAAAGUGUCACAAGUAUAGAAUUCUUCCGCCCAGUGUCUCAAGAUGCGAGUGAACUAAGAAACAGGAGACAGACUUCUCUGGGACCCCCCUCAUCCCUAGAAAAAGAAAGAGUUAAGGAACGCCGUGCCUCCAGUGCUAGUAGAAAACGUGAUGGCAGUAAAAGGAUGAACACACACUGGAGUGAAGAUAAAGAAAACUUGUACACGACAACAACUACGAUUACUACUACGACAACUAGUAGCAAACAAGGUCGCCAUUACAGUGCAUCAAACAAUAGUAUUUUAACUAAUCAAGCUGCAGUUUUACCUCGACAACCAGACGACGAAGUUGAUGGAGGAACGACCUCGGGCGAGUCGCCCGAUUUAGGUAUAGGAUCUGAUUAUCAUUUUUCAAGUUUGGAGAGAGGCACCCAUACUCUUCGUUCUGUUGUACAAGCAGGCCAAGAUCUCCCACCGACUUCGCUGUGCUCCGAGCCUAUCAACGUCUGCGACAAGAGCGGGACUCACUCUCAGGAAAACUGGCUUCUACGAAAGAAAUUCUCAAAGACACUUUGGACAAACUCUCCAAAGCCAAUCAGCGUAAGGAGUGUGUUGAAAGAGCAAUCUGCAAGCAGUUAACCAAGACCCAUAAUGUUCUCAAAAAGACAAAAGGCCCCUUAAAACAGCCAAACUCUCUUCCUCAGUAGAUAUCCUAAUACUUCCUACAGAAUUUUUACUUUUCACUUUCAGAAAAGUGAUCAAUGUGAGUUCUUUUUAUGAUACAAGUCAAUUCUUUUCAUAAUUGGCUCAUAUAAAAUAAAUUCUUUAUUGCUGUUGUGUGUGGGUUCAGGACAAACUUUAUUUGGUACAGUAAUAAACUGAACUAAGACUCCUCAAGUAAUUUUCUAAAAUAUGGAGGUGAUGAAGAUAGCAUCAACUGAUUUAACUUUUUAAAUAGGUAACAUACUUUACCUAUGCAUGCUAUGCUAUCAGAUGUGCCGUC